GAAAAACAUACGUGAUCAUACGCGACAUGUGUGUAUCCGGUGCAAUCUGGUGUAUACUGUAAUUAAAGCAAAUACCGUAUCACUGAAUGUUUAUAUGGUCAGAGUUACACAUAAAAAAGAAAACAUCGAACUAUUUUAGGAAUUACGAAAUAAUGAUAAAAUAUUACUGUUUCGAAUAAUCAAGAUGCCUGUGCCUUGUUCGACAAAGUGUGGCAAGGCUGCAAUCCUUAAAAGGCCUAAGACUGGCGAUGCGAUAUGCAAGGACUGUUUUUUCUGGGCUUUCGAAACUGAAAUUCAUAACACUAUUACAUGUGCGAAACUGUUCAAAUCAGGUGAAAAAGUUGCAAUAGGAGCAUCGGGUGGAAAGGAUUCUACUGUACUUGCUUAUGUUCUAAAACUUUUAAAUGAUCGGUAUAAGUACGGUCUGGACCUCUUCCUUUUAUCCAUUGACGAAGGAAUUACAGGUUACCGCGAUGAUAGUCUAGAAACCGUUAAGCAGAACAGAGAUGAUUACAACAUUCCAUUGAAAAUAUUAUCAUACAAAGAUUUGUAUGGUUGGACAAUGGAUGAAAUUGUGGCACAGAUUGGUCGAAAAAACAACUGUACUUUCUGUGGUGUAUUCCGUAGACAAGCUUUAGACAGGGGUGCUGCACUUUUGCAAGUUGAUUGCAUUGCAACAGGGCAUAAUGCGGAUGACACUGCUGAAACCGUUCUUAUGAAUGUAUUAAGAGGAGACAUUGCAAGGCUGCAAAGGUGUACAUCUAUUGUCACGGCAGGUGAAGGAACUAUAAGACGAUGCAAACCGUUAAAGUAUACAUAUGAGAAGGAAAUAGUUUUGUAUGCAUAUUUCAAACGCUUGGUAUACUUUUCUACCGAGUGCGUUUUUGCUCCAAAUGCAUACCGGGGCCAUGCUCGAACAUUUUUAAAAGAUUUAGAAAAAAUAAGGCCUUCUUGUAUUAUAGAUAUCAUCCAUUCAGGUGAACGAUUGCAAGUAAAGGAUGGUGUCAAGAUGCCAGAACGACAAAAUUGUAAUCGUUGUGGAUUUGUUUCAAGUCAGGAUAUUUGUAAAGCUUGCACGCUGUUAGAGGGAUUGAAUAGAGGGCUGCCAAAACUUGGCAUAGGUAAAUCAAAUAAAGCUAAACACAUUUUGGACAAUAAUAAAUGUAAAGAAGGUGUAAGUAAGGUAAAAUGUAUAGAGAUUUGAUUAUAAACAAAAUAAUGUA
This is a messenger RNA of Orussus abietinus, 1223 nucleotides long. It is a transcript of the gene Ctu1, whose product is annotated as cytoplasmic tRNA 2-thiolation protein 1. Lineage: Eukaryota; Metazoa; Arthropoda; Insecta; Hymenoptera; Orussidae. The record is from RefSeq and is a predicted model, not a curated record. The coding region runs from base 185 to 1204 and encodes 339 amino acids. Gene Ontology annotation, molecular function: tRNA binding. Gene Ontology annotation, cellular component: mitochondrion; cytosolic tRNA wobble base thiouridylase complex. Gene Ontology annotation, biological process: tRNA wobble position uridine thiolation. The transcript is spliced from 6 exons.